Chironomus riparius is the source of this 1557-nucleotide messenger RNA. NCBI's taxonomy places the organism in Eukaryota, Metazoa, Arthropoda, Insecta, Diptera, Chironomidae. The record is from the annotation of a GenBank genome assembly.
GCAAUCAUAUAAGAUUUAAGUUUGAAAAAAAAAUUGAAAAAUAAUUCAAAUAAAGAAAUAUGUCAGAUAGGCAUCGAAAAUAUUCAUCAGGAUCAUCUGAUGAUAGUUAUGAAAGAGAAAAAAGAAAAAAGACAAAAUCACAUCAUAAAGAGCAUCGAAGGAAGCAUAAGAAAGAACACAGGCGUGAAGAGAAAAGAUCAAGUAGUUACGAAAGAAAAAAGUAUCGUCAUGAUCGUGAUAGGCAUAGAAGUAGUAAGUAUGAUGACAGAAGAAAGGAUAAUAGAGAAAAAGAAACUGAUCAUAAAUAUAAAUCAAAGCAUGAAAAAUAUGAACAUGAUAAUAAAAAGAGCAUUAUAGCUGAAACCAAAAAAACGGAAAUAAUAUUGCCACCUGUGGACUCUCAGAAUAAUCCAGUAAACGCGAUAAAGCAACUGACAGAGGAUUUACCAAGCACGAGUACAAAUAGUGACAUUGCAUUACCUACAUAUUAUAACUCGACUAUCGUAAAUGCACAAAAGUUUGCAGAACAGCAAAAGAAGAGGAAACUUUUGUGGAAUAACAAGAAAAGUGAGGAAACAAAAUGGACGAAUCUUAAGUUUUCACAAGAUAAUGAUGGAACUAAAGCUAAUAAAUUUAUGAGAUUGAUGGGCAUAAAAGAUCCAAAAGAAGAAACUUCAUCGCAACCUCAGCCAUCAAAAUCGGACACUGAUAGCAACAAGUCAGACGAAAUGUUAAAAAAUAUGGAACAUCAAUAUGAAGUAGCUCGAAAUAUCACACAUUUAUCAAGAGGUUUCGGUCUCGGUUUUAAAUAACAUUGGUUGUAAAAUAAAAUAAAGAUUUUGGGGAUUAUUAUUUAACUGAAUAAUUUGAUAAAUGAUGAACUGCAAUUUUCCAUGGAAUGCUAUCCUUCCGUAAAUAUUUCAGAGAGCUUUUGUAUGCUUUCAGUAAGAUUUCAUCUGUUUCAAGUGGAUAAAGGUAAUCAUUGAAAUCGUACAGCAAAUCCGUUUCUUCGCAAUUGAUGAAUUUCAAAACCAUUGCAUAUUCGGACCAAACAAUAUUUCUCCAUUUAGAAUCAUUCUUUUGAGACAAUGGAAUCAUUAACAUACUGCUAAAAAGAUUAUCUCCAUAACUUUGUGCUUGGAAAGUAUCGAGGAACAAUUUGUAUAAACUCUCAAAAUCUUUUUCAUUAUUGAGUUUGUGGUUGAACUUGAAAACUUUACCCUUCAUAUUGUCAAGGUCAGAUUUAAUCAUUUCCUUUACUGAUUCGUUGAGAAAAUUUAGGUCCUUUCCGAAAUAGAUAAGCAUCAAGUACAUCAACUGUUCAUCAUUUGACAAUGUCUGGAUCCCUUUAGACUUCAAAAAUGAUUUAAAUUUGAGUGUUGUGCUGAUUAUCUCAUCUUCAGUCAAAUCCGUUUCGAUUGUUUGCUUUACAUCGUUGCUGAUAACCCCAACAUUACAGAGAAAGAUGAGUAGAAAUUCAUAGGCCCACGUAUCACGUAGUAAUAAUUUAUUCCAUCCUUCAACUAUCGCAAUGUAAUUAGUCUUCCGUUCCUAAAU